AUGAAGACUCUACUUAGCACAGCAGAGGCAGUCAAAAGAGGAACCUUACUGCAAAGGGAGAAGGAAACAGAAAACAACUGGAAUAAGAUAGAUUUAGUACUGGAGAGAAUAUGUGAAGCAAAGACACCAGAAGAUGCCAGAAUUCUUGCAGAGUUGAUGCCUUUGAUAUGCAUUGGUAUCCAAAGUAACAGAAGCAAACUGAGUGGGUCAGGAUGCAAAGCACUAAGCAAUCUGUUUGAGAUACUUGGAAAUGAACUAAAAGACAGUCUACCUCAGAUACUUCCAUCACUCCUUGGGGCACUCUCAAGAACAAAUAAAGUCAUUUUCAUGAGAGCCAUAAGCACAGCAGCUACUAUUGCAAAGCAGUCAUCACUGCAGACCAUUGCAAAGCACCUUCGUAUAAGAAUAAAUACGCACAGUAAGACAGUCAGGCAGGGUCUCCUGGAGAUGGCAAUCCAUGGGGUUGAGAGAGAAAGAAUUAAAGAACUAGUCGAGAUAAUGGAGCUUCUUGUUGAAGACGUAAACCCAGAGAUACGUGCCCGUGCCAAGGAAGGACUCAGCAGAAUAUCAGAGAUGGACAGAAAGACAAUUGUAGACCUAACGAAUAAAGCACCAGAGAAGACACUGCCACAGAGAAAUGGCACACUGUCAGAGAUGGAGACCACCAUGCCUGCAAGCAUUCUCUCUACUGUAGAAGGAUCACCAAAGCCAAGUGUGGUUGUUCUUAAGUCAUCUGGUGCUAAUGUGGUUGUACGAGGACCAAUUAGGUCAUUUGCUAGUACAAUAUUUGCACCUGAAAAUAUUAAAAAACCGUUACAGCCAGGAUAUUCUCUUGAGAGGAUAGGGCAGAGACUGGAGAUGCACAAGAAGGAGGUGGAAGAAGGUCUGAAGAAAGAGUGGACCCCAAAGAAAACACCAAUCAUCAAGAAGAGGCAGGGCCUGUCAAUUGGUACACCCGUCUGCAUCAAGAAACAAUCUCAAGAGGCCAUUAGCUACCCAGACGAGGAGAAUGCUGAUCUGUUAAACAUAUCAGAGGAGAUAGGAAAUUUGUCUAUCACUAAAACAGAAGAUACAGACCACAUUGUAGAGAAUAAAGGCAUGCAUGACAACAUAUUUAGCAGCAGAGAAAUCAAAGGAACAAAAGAGUUCAUAGAAUCCUGCGGAAUUGCAAAUGACUCCAUGACUGAUGGAGACUACUCUAUCUUGGCACCUGAUGUAUUCGUGAAGAGAUCUACCACAAAGAAGAUCUAA
Molecule: messenger RNA, 1251 nt
Organism: Nematocida ausubeli
Lineage: Eukaryota; Fungi; Microsporidia
Exons: 1
Coding region: 1-1251 (416 amino acids)
Source: RefSeq, a predicted model, not a curated record